Molecule: messenger RNA, 591 nt
Organism: Sander lucioperca (pikeperch)
Lineage: Eukaryota; Metazoa; Chordata; Actinopteri; Perciformes; Percidae
Product: histone H2A-like
Exons: 1
Coding region: 156-539 (127 amino acids)
Cellular component (GO): nucleosome
Molecular function (GO): protein heterodimerization activity; structural constituent of chromatin; DNA binding
Source: RefSeq, a predicted model, not a curated record
AUGCAAGCAACAGCAACUUGACUGAUCUCUUCUCUGAUUGGACGAUCAUGCUUACGCUCACGCUGGCCAAUCACGAAACAGCUAGGUAGAUAUAAUGCCGGUUUAGGCAACGUGAUGUACUUCUUUCUCGUACUCGAAGAUAAGAAACACGAAAAAUGUCUGGAAGAGGAAAAACCGGAGGAAAAGCCAGAGCGAAGGCUAAGACCCGCUCCUCUCGUGCCGGGCUCCAGUUCCCAGUCGGCCGUGUCCACAGGCUGCUCCGCAAAGGAAACUACGCUCAGCGUGUGGGAGCCGGCGCCCCCGUCUACCUGGCGGCUGUGCUGGAGUACCUGACCGCUGAGAUCCUGGAGCUGGCUGGAAACGCUGCCCGCGACAACAAGAAGACUCGUAUCAUCCCCCGUCACCUGCAGCUGGCUGUCCGCAACGACGAGGAGCUCAACAAGCUGCUGGGCGGAGUGACCAUCGCUCAGGGCGGCGUGCUGCCUAACAUCCAGGCUGUCCUGCUGCCCAAGAAGACCGAGAAGCCCGCCAAGAAGUAAACACCCAGAACCGGCUUUUACCAAACCAACAACGGCUCUUUUAAGAGCCACA